AUGUCAAUCAAGUCCGAAAAGCCAAGCCAACCGGACUUCAAAGAGGAAAACUCUUUGGAAAUGCCAUUGUUAUCUGAAAAUGGAAACUCUCACUCAGCCCCACAGGAUAAAGCCCCCAGCCUGAUUUCAAAACGGUCCAGUGCCAGUGCACUAUCAUCCUGUAACUCUGCUUCACUGAAGGCCCGCGCCAAGGCUGAGGCGGCCAAGGUGAGGUUGGAGUUUGCUCGCAAGGAGGCCGAGCUUAGAAAACAGAAUGCGACACAGGAAGCUGCCCUCCUUCUACUCAACGCAGAAAGGGAUGCUGCUAUGGCGGAAGUGGAGGCUGCGGUUCUCGAGACCGGACAAGACGUAUGCGGAUCCUCAAGGAAGAGCGAUGACCUGAAUCUUCCCAGCGGAGGCUACAAAGAACGAGCUACAGCAGAAAUCAAAGUAAAGCCCUCGCAAGAAAUGGACUUGAUGCUCAAGUGGCUAGGAAAAGAUUCUUGCAAGUUGGUAACACCGAUCCAUUCGAUCCAUGUCGACCGCCCGGAUGUAGGUCUCAGCAGGAUGUGGAACCUGUUAGAUCGGAAGUACGGCACCCCAGAGGUCGUCGAGCAAGAUCUGCAACAGCGAAUCGAAGGCUUUCCAAAGAUCUCUCAUCGGGACAGUGCCAAGCUCCUUGAAUACAGCCACUUACUCAUGGACAUUGAGUAUGUCAAGGACAUGGACAACUGCCCAGGAUUGCUACACCUCGACUCUGGCAGAGGGUUACGCCCCUUAGUGGAGAAGCUGCCGUACAACCUUCAGGAGAAAUGGCUGAUGGAGGGCGCUCGUUACAAAGACAAACACCAAGUGACUUUCCCACCAUUCAAGGUGUUCAGCGAAUUUGUGAGUUACCAGGCGAAAGUACGUAAUGAUCCCAGCCUUACAACGCCUCACGACCCCAAGCAACACGAUGCCACCAAGAGGACUGUCAGUGUAAGGGCUACUGAAGUUGGGAACGUCAAGCAACCUAAUGCCGGAGGAGAGCACUGUCCCAUCCAUAAGACCGCUCACUCCAUCGUGAAAUGCCGAUCCUUUCUUUCCAAAAACCAACCACAGAAGAGGGCCAUUCUGAGGAAUCAUCAUCUCUGCUUCAAAUGCUGCAUGCCGCAGCAUUCUGCACGUGAGUGCAAGGCAAACGUCAAGUGUGACUCGUGUGGCAGUGACCAGCACAUGUCCAUUCUUCACAACGAUCACCAGACCCAAUCAACGGAGAGGUUGCAAAAGCCAACUAAUGCUGCUCAACCGCAAAUCACCAGUGCAUGCUCCAAGGUCCAGGGGUCGAUGUGCUCGGCCGGGAUGUCCUGUGCUAAAAUCGUCCCAGUUCUAGUGAAGUCAAAGAGGGACCAAGGCACUUGUGUCAAGACUUAUGCCAUCAUCGAUGACCAAAGCAACAAAACCAUAGCAACACACAAACUUCUGGACAAGUUCAACAUUGACUACGGAGAGGUCAAUUACACACUGCGAACCUGCAGCGGAGAAGAGGCUGUGCACGGCCGGUGGGCAGAUGAUUUCGUAGUUCAGGACAUCCAUGGCACGGUGAGUGUAGACUUACCUGCUGUUACCGAGUGUUCUCUCAUCCCAGAUUUCAAAGAUGAGAUCCCCACGCCAGAUGUCACCAAGGCGUAUGAUCACCUGAAAGGUGUAAACAUACCGGAAAUCGACAACAACUGCACGGCAACUCUGUUGAUAGGGAGAGACGUCUCGGAGGCACACCAUGUCCUGGAGCAAAGGAUCGGGCCCCCUGAUACACCGUUCGCACAGAAGUUGAAGCUUGGCUGGGUAAUCGUUGGCGAGGUGUGCCUGCAGGGUAUCCACAAGGGUGACAAUCAUCGGAGCAAGAUUUCAUCAUUGCGUACCCAAGUGCUCUUCACAGGACGACCUACCUUUCUUGAGCCGUGUCCGAAUGAGUUUCAAGUGAAGCAUCUAUUUGACAAUGACUCCGAUGGUGUUAGCCUGUCCAUCCAAGAGCAGCAGUUUGUAGAUCUGAUGAAGAGGGAAGGAGGCCUGGAAGAUGGACAGUGGACAGCACCAUUACCCUUCAAGCAGCCAAGAGACCGACUGCCUAAUAACAGACAGCAAGCCUUCAAACGUGCCCAAAUUCUUCGAAAAGGCAUGGAGAGGGAUUCCACCAAGAGGGAGCACAUGCUGACAUUCAUGGAAGGGGUGAUUUCUCAUGGCCACGCGGAAGUUGCGCCUCCUCUUCAACCAGACGAAGAGUGUUGGUACUUACCUUUCUUCGGCGUGUACCACCCCAAAAAGAAAGACAAGAUCAGGGGUGUCUUUGAUUCUUCAGCCGAGUUCCUAGGCCACUCUCUCAACAAGGUACUGUUGAAGGGUCCUGACCUCACCAAUGACUUGGUGGGCGUCCUCAUGAGGUUCCGUCGGGGACGUGUAGCAGUUUGUGGAGACAUUGAAUCAAUGUUCUUCUGUUUCUCUGUGUCGGAGAGACACCGGAACUUUCUUCGCUUCUUCUGGCACAAGAACAAUGAUUUCAACAAACCUCUCAUCGAGUUCCGUAUGCGUAAACAUGUGUUUGGCAACACACCCUCACCAGCGGUAGCUACGUAUGGUUUGAGAGAUCUGGCUAAAGAUGCCGAACCUGAUGUCCGAGAAUUCAUCAACAAUGAAUUUUACGUGGAUGACGGACUUGCGUCAUGUGAUGACAGUGACACAGCCAUCUCGCUUAUCAAGCGCACCAGGUCCAUGUUGAUGGAGAAGGCUGGUGUUCGUUUACACAAAAUUGCUUCCAACUCCCAAGAAGUCCUCGAUGCAUUCGAGCCAGAGGAAGUCCAGAAAGACAUAAGGAACCUCACGCUCAGCGACGGUGUACCCACACAGAGAAGUUUGGGCGUUCUGUGGAACAUAUGUGAUGACACCUUUAGGUUUCAAACGGACCUGGAGGAAAGGCCCUACACGAGACGGGGUGUUCUGUCAACCAUCAACGGGGUGUUCGAUCCUCUUGGUUUUCUCGCACCAGUCAUGAUACAGGCAAGAGUCUUGUUCAGGGAUAUGACUGCACACAACGCUGGUUGGGAUGAUAGCCUUCCAGAUGAAUAUAGAGUAGUCUGGGAGUCUUGGAAGUCUGGGUUAGCUGAGCUGCAGUACCUGUCAGUUCCCCGUACCUACCCAGCUCACCCUGAGAAUGGAGUGCUGCACAUCUACUGUGAUGCUUCUGAGGUGGCGGUUGCUGCGGUUGCAUACUUGGUAGGAGCAGAGGAACCCAGGUCGGGAUUUGUCUUCGGCAAAUCAAAGCUGGCUCCUAAAGCAGGCCAUACUGUUCCUAGACUCGAGCUUUGUGCUGCAGUCCUGGCGACGGAAAUCAGCAAAGUGAUAUGCAGGGAGAUGGAUAUUCAGCCUUCAGGUGUGAAGUAUCACACAGACAGCAAGAUUGUUCUUGGGUAUCUGAACAAUACUACCAGACGGUUCCACACAUACGUCGCAAAUCGAGUUCAUAAGGUUCUCAACUUCUCUAGGCCUUGCCAAUGGAUGUAUGUGCCCACAGGCAAGAACCCUGCUGACUGUGGCACACGUCCGAUUGCUACACAGAGCUUAAAGCACUCCUCGUGGCUUGAAGGUCCACAACAACAGGUGCCGGUAUCAACGGAGGUCACGUCAUCAGAGUUCCCCCUGGUAAACCCUGAAGACGACAUCGAAAUAAGGCGCGAGGUGAAAAUCCAGGUAACUAAAACCAAAUUGGAACCAGCAAAUCUUGUCUCACGGGCCAACAGGUUUUCAACGUGGACCAGCUUGAUCAGAGCUUUCAGCCUGCUUGUUCACGUGGCCAGGUCCUUCAGCACAAGGAAUGAGCAAACCCAGAGUCAUGUCAAAGAUGUAAAACUCAAACGUGAUGUCCAGACAAUGAUGGUGCGGAUGGUACAAGAGCAGUUCUAUCAUCAGGAACUCAUCUGCCUGCGAGAAGGUACACCCUUACCACGUGGCAGUCCACUCCUAGACUUGUCGCCAAUGCUCAACCAAGAUGGGCUGAUCUGCGUUGGUGGACGCCUAAGGAAGUCUUCCCUUCCAGUGGCUGCAAGAGAUUGGUGUCCUCGGUCAUUCACCACUGUGUUGUUUGUCGAAGGCUAG
This is a messenger RNA of Patiria miniata (bat star), 4107 nucleotides long. RefSeq lists its product as uncharacterized. Bases 1 to 4107 code for a protein of 1368 amino acids. The record is from RefSeq and is a predicted model, not a curated record. The transcript has 3 exons. Lineage: Eukaryota; Metazoa; Echinodermata; Asteroidea; Valvatida; Asterinidae.